Molecule: messenger RNA, 1029 nt
Organism: Argiope bruennichi
Lineage: Eukaryota; Metazoa; Arthropoda; Arachnida; Araneae; Araneidae
Product: probable G-protein coupled receptor 45
Exons: 1
Coding region: 1-1029 (342 amino acids)
Biological process (GO): G protein-coupled receptor signaling pathway
Cellular component (GO): membrane
Molecular function (GO): G protein-coupled receptor activity
Source: RefSeq, a predicted model, not a curated record
AUGAACUCAACUUCUAACGAAACCCUCUCUUGUGAUGUUUAUCAAUCGGGUGGAAUUCGAAUAUCCAUCAACGCAACACUAAUUCUUGUCAUCAUUAUAGGCGGAGUUGGAAAUUCUUUGCUGACUAUUCUUGUCCUCCGCAACACAGAAAUGCAUUCCAUCAUCAAUGUGUUGCUGGCUCUCAUGUCAGUAUCUGAUGCUGCCCUCUCCAUUAUUUGUGCGCCACUGGAUCUAAUUACUGUCAUAAAUCACGAAUGGAUAUUUGGAACUCACAUGUGCUGUGUACACGCUUUUCUGUUAUCAGUACUAGUAGUACAAAACGUUGUAAUAUUGGUGAUAAUUAGCAUAGAUAGGUAUUAUAUAUUAAUUCAUAAAGAGACCCAUCUUUACGGAUGCAGACCGACUUGGUUGAUAUGUGGCUGUCUGACAUUUUCCAUAGUUGUUUCUAGUCCUCCAUUAUUUGGUGUGGGGCAAUUCACAUUUGUAAACGAGCAUUGCGGUCCAUUUCAAGAUCAAGGCAUUGGCGAUGUCAUUUAUUAUGGACUAUUUUCAAGCUUUCUUUUCGUAUUGCCCUGUGGUCUUUUACUGUUAGCUUACGUACAUAUUAUUUUUACCCUCAAGAAAAAAUCUUGCAAGAUCCUCCCAGAAGGCCACUCAGCCACAUGCAAUCAGUUUCUCAAGAGCCAUUACGACAUUGAUGUUCGCUUCAAACAGAAGACUUUUCCAACCAUCAUUUGCCUUUAUGUGGCUGCUAUGACUUUUAAAUUACCACUCGCAAUUACAUUGUUAGUGAAAAGUGUCACAAGGUCCAUUAGAUGUCCAGCCUCUCUACGGAUAGUUGUUCUAGCUUACGUCAAUUGUGCAGUUAAUCCUUUCAUCUACGCGUUUAAGAUAUCGAAGUAUUGGAUGGCCUUGACUGGUAAACUUGAAACUGUGAAGAAUCGAGUGAAUAGUUUGCGUUCAAAUAGAAGGAGUAAUCCCCAGAAUGUGUACCAAAUAUCUAGACCAUCAACCAGUUCUGUAAUAUAA